Arachis stenosperma is the source of this 1337-nucleotide messenger RNA. Its product is annotated as B3 domain-containing transcription factor VRN1-like. Bases 226 to 1176 code for a protein of 316 amino acids. The transcript is spliced from 5 exons. NCBI's taxonomy places the organism in Eukaryota, Viridiplantae, Streptophyta, Magnoliopsida, Fabales, Fabaceae. The record is from RefSeq and is a predicted model, not a curated record. Gene Ontology annotation, molecular function: DNA binding.
CAAUGCUCCUUCUUGUGUCCAUGCAUUUAUUUGAUCAAGAAAUUAGAGAAAUUCAGUUUAUUAAUAUCAACUAACCAACAAAAGAUAAAAGCUGCAUCAACAGCUUCAACAGAUGAGAGAGAGAGGCUACCUUAAACCGGGCCCACUAAAGACAGAUGUCAGUUUCAGUGUCCACUUAAAAAGUGUAGCAGACACAAUAAUUGUUACUUGUGUCAAAAAAUAACCAUGGCUUCAUGUAGCUACCAACCAAACAAGCAUUCUCCUCCAAAAACUUUGAUCUGUUUCUUUAAGAUUAUUCUCAGACAAAGCCUUCAAGAUGGAAAUCUUAAGAUACCAAACAAGUUCACUAGCAAAUAUGGUGGUGGUGUGAAAAAUCCAGUGUAUCUGAAGCCUCCAGAUGGCACUCAAUGGAAAGUACAAUGGACUCAGCAUGAUGGUGACAUUUUAUUUGAAAAGGGUUGGAAAGAAUUUGCUGCAUAUUACUGUCUGGAUCAUGGUCACUUGUUGCGAUUUGAGUUCAAUGGAACUUCUUGUUUUGAGGUACACAUAUUUGACAUGAGUGGCCUUGAAAUACACUAUCCUUUCAAUAACCGGAUCGACAAUGAUUCGGUUGAGACUUUGAAUGAGCUACCACCAGAAUGUUGGGGCAGAGAGCAGAAAAGAUUGAAAACACCAUUAUCAUUAUCAUUGCCUUUUACAAGUAAGCAAUUGAGAAUUGCCACAGAAACUAGAGAUGUGGAAGGAGGCAGUCAAUCUGAAGAGAAAAACAUUGAGAUGCCAAUAAUUCCAUCUGUCAUUCAUCGUUCGGAUGUUUUUGAGCCUGGGACCUGUGGUUUUCGAUGCCUGGAAGAAGCUCAGAAGUUCAACUCAGAAAAUCCCUCUUUCAUGAUCAAGCUAGGGAAGAGUAAUCUACAGAGAUCAAGGGCUAAUUUUAAAGCUUCCUUCUACAUAAAGUAUUUUGAAAACAAGGAGCAGAAUGUAGAGAUACGGUAUGAAGGCAAGUUGUGGCCUGCAAAGCUGCUCUGUUAUCCCGCAACAGCAGCUGCCUAUAUCUCGAAUGGUUGGCGGCCUUUUAGUGUUGAGAAUGAUUUAAAAGUUGGAGAUGUUUGUGUCUUUGAGCUCAUUAAUGGAGAAAACCCAGUGCUUGAUGCUCAUAUUUAUAGAGCCAAUGGUUAAGCAAUCCAUUAGAACUUCAGGAGCUCUUAAACCAAGUAAUUUGGUAAAUAUGUAGCACUUAUUUUGUAAAAUUGAAAAUCUACUAUGGACAAUCUCUCUUGUAAAUAUUGUCUCUUGUUUUAUCAUCUUAGUGAAGAUGUAGCUCUUAUUUUUCCCGGACC